AUGGCUGAAGUUGACUUCGGCGAUAGUGAGCUCUUUGAGCAGAUUGAUGACUCUGCACCGCAGGUUGCGAAGCACAUUCGCUUCACAGACGAUGGAGAAGACCAAGAAGAGAAGAGCCAUCUUAAGAGCAGACUGGAGGAGUGUGAUGACUACAUUCAGAGGCUUACUGAUGAGAAUGAAGGUUUGAGAAGAAAACAGAACAUCCUGACACGACCAAGCGGCAUCACAGUUGAAGAUGUCAACUUUGACGGGCCAGUUCUUCAAAUCCUUUAUGCAAACAACGCUAUUUCAAAGCAGUGUCGUCAAGAAAUUGAAGAUUGCAUCUGCAGUGUGAUUUUGAAGCAUCAGAAACCAAGCAAUGAAAAGAAAAAAUCCACCUCUCACAUAAAACCUCAGAAUUCUGCUUUUGCUAUGGAUGAAGAUCCACAGAAGUCGUCUUCCAGUAGUGUAAGAACAAGAACAGAAGCCUUUAAAGUGGUUGGAAGUGUCUUAUAUUUCACUACUUUCAGUCUUGAUAAACUGGGACAGCCUCUGGUAAAUGAAAACCCCCAGCUGACAGAUGGAUGGGAUAUUCCAAAUUAUCUCCAGGUUUUCAACCAAGUCAUUGGUACAGAUGGACAGGAAAUAGAAAUGAAAGACAAAAGACCCAAAUCGAUGUGUUUCAACUGCGGUUCGAGUGGUCAUCAGCUGAGAGACUGUCCCAAGCCAAAAGACAUGGCGGCAAUUAAUGAGAGAAGAAAGGAAUUUAAUCAGAACAACAACCAGGCCAUGCAGAGUAACCAGCGAUACCAUGCUGAUGAAGUGGAGGAGCGGUUUGCUAAAUACAAGCCAGGAGUCAUGAGUGAGGAACUGUUGAUGGCUCUGGGAAUGGAUGGCAACACCAUCCCUCCUCUGAUUUAUCGCAUGAGGCAGCUAGGCUACCCACCAGGUUGGCUCAAAGAGGCAGAGAUGGAAAACUCUGGCUUAACUCUGUACGAUGGAAAUGUUUCAAAUGAUGGUAAUACAAUGGACUCCACCAACUCACAAAACAUCUCUUAUGACGUUUCCAAACUGGUAGAUUUCCCAGGCUUCAAUGUACCUGCACCAAACAAAAUGAAAGAUGAGUUCAUGCAAUAUGGUUCUAUUCCAAUGCAAAAUAAUCACAUGAAGCACAACUAUGCAGCCUACCUGUCCAACAACUUCCCUAUGCCUGACGCCACCUGCAACAAGAGACGGAAUGAAUCUGACUCAUCUCCACAGCUAAGGAAGAAAACAAGAUUCAGCCCUAAUGGGAACUCAGAUAGGAGCUCAGACAUGGAUAUUGAAUCAGACCCAGGAACUCCUUAUCAUACUCAUGGCCCAGGUGACUUCCAGUUCCAACCUCCGCUGCCCCCUGGCUCGCCUUGUUUCAGUUCACCUCCUCCUUUACCCCAGGGCACUCCUCCUGCCACACCCACUCCUCCACCUCUCCCUAAAGGUACACCUCCCCUCACACCCACCAACGGCUCUCCGGCUCUGCAAGGGCGUAACUGGGCAGUAGUUGAUGAGACUGCGGAGGGAACAGAGGAUGACCUGACACUGGAGGAACUAGAGGAGCAGCAGAGGCUGAUUUGGGCAGCUUUAGAAAAUGCUGACACUGCCACCAGUAGUGACUGUGAGACACCUGCAAUGGGAACACCUGUACCCAGUUCACCAAGUGUGUCCACACCUGUGCAUGUAGACACAGAAACGGAGGAUGUUGAAGAAGCAAUGGACACAACAAAACCCGCAGAAACGUGUCAUAGCAGUGAAACACAAAAAGAACCAGGGGUUCAGGAGAUUUGCUCUGGGGGCCCAGAGGGCCCUGGAUCAAUCAAAGUUGAGGAUGACAGUCCUCAGAGCCCUGAACCAGUCAAAGCCAAAGACGACAGCCCUCAGAGUCCUGGUCCAGUCAAAGCCCAAGAUGACAGCCCACAGAGCCCUGAUCCAAUCAGAUGCAAGGAGGAUAGCCCACAGAGCCCUGAUCCAAUCAAAUACCAGGAAGACACCCCUCAAAGCCCUGUGCCAGAUUUCUCUAAUGGAGGGGCUGGGGAUUGUGCUUCUCCUCAGCAUGUCGAGAAGGUAACAGCUGUUCCUCAUCGGAGCAACUUUGCAGCAGGCAUCGUUCCAUUUGAAGAUACACCAGAAUUCACUGAAGUUGCUGCAGCCACAGGGACAUACCUUAAGAUCAGAGACUUACUUAAAAGUUCCCCUCGAAAUUUGACUAAGAAAAAAUAAAAUUUACCGUCAUGAACUUGAACAGAAGAAUACAUGGAUAUUUUUUAAGCAAAAACUUAUAUUUUCGUUUUCAUGACCAUCCUAUAAAGCAUGUUUUUUAGCUUUUUAUUUUGUACCAAGUUGAAUGUCUAUGCUAUUUGAUCUGUAAACAUACAAUGAGGGAGGGGCAGUGAAGGACGCUGCAACAGCAAUUAUUUGGAGGUUUUUACCAAUUAGUCUUUUUUUUGUAGAAAUAAUAUAGUCAUGCAGUUUAUUUUAUUGUAAAAUUUGUCCAAUGGUAAUUUCCUUACCUGUAUUAAUUGUACUAUGGUGUUUACAUGGCUUUUUCUAUUUUUGUCCCACUUGAAUUGCUCUAAAAUCUUUAAGAAAACAUGCUUGUAUUUGCUUCAAUGUGUUAUUUUGUCUGGUAGCCAUGGCUAGAUGUGGGUUUGCGUUCAUUUUUCUGUGUGUUGACAGCAUGGUUGGCCAAAUAGGGGAACUAAGUUGUAGUUAAUUUUUAGCAGAGCUUUGUGAACAGGUUGACCCUCUGUUGGUGUAAUCGGCUGACUUGCUGAUUUUGAUGCACAUUGCAAAUGAAAUUGCAUAUAAUUGGUAGUCUGCAUUACAACAAUUUGCAUUUUAUUGCGAUGACAUUAGAAAUCUUCAUAUAUGGUCAACAUUUUUUCUUGCCUGAACCAUUCAUCAAAUUCAUAUCACAACUGAAAUAAAGUUCAUUCUCCCCUUCCAAACUGAUUUACCAGCAAAAAGGCACCAUAGACUGUUCAAAUACAGAUUUUAACACAACCUAGAAGAAGCAACAUGCUAGACCCUAAUGACUCUAACCAUGACUCGCAAUCAUGGUAGCCAAGCUAACACUACAGCUGAGUAGGUCAGAAUGAACAAAACAAGGGAUUUGAAGAAAAGACAACAUCUGAUCGACUAAUCAGGACAUUCUGAUCUGAUCUGAACUGAGACAAAAUAAAACAAAAAUCAUGUGUCCUUAUUCUGAAAGGCGAGCUUUCAUGACUAAGUCAUGGUUAGAUAAAUAAAAUGGUUGCCUGAUGGGUUUCCUUUUGGCAUGAAAAUUGGUAUUUCUAAUCAUUUUACAGAUGCUAUUUAGAAUAUUUAUUGCGAAAUUAUGACAUACUGUGUGAAAGUCAUGGGAAUUUCCCAACAAAGUGAAUGCUAUGCAAUUGUGGUCCCAAUGACUUUUCAGUCAAAAAUACUUGCAC
This is a messenger RNA of Chelmon rostratus (copperband butterflyfish), 3446 nucleotides long. RefSeq names its product zinc finger, CCHC domain containing 8 (gene zcchc8). Bases 1 to 2235 code for a protein of 744 amino acids. The transcript has 14 exons. NCBI's taxonomy places the organism in Eukaryota, Metazoa, Chordata, Actinopteri, Chaetodontiformes, Chaetodontidae. Gene Ontology annotation, molecular function: zinc ion binding; RNA binding. Gene Ontology annotation, cellular component: catalytic step 2 spliceosome. The record is from RefSeq and is a predicted model, not a curated record.